AUGGCGUGCAACACCAAGUCAGAAUUUACUGAUGUUGCACUACCCUUGCUGACGACUGAAAUUGGGGCACUUCACAAGAAAAUAACUGGAAACAUUGUGUUUGACUGUUGUGCAAGUGUAACCUUGGUCCGAGGGGCAACUGUACAAAGACUUGGGUUACAAGGUAAAGGCAAACCAAUCAGCAUCGACAUCACCACUUUGGGUGGAAGGACCGAAACCCAUGUAACCAGGCUGCAUGAGAUCAACGUCUACCGUGGAGAAAAGAUAUAUAAAGUGUCAGCAGUAGAAGUUCCCGAAAUAACUACAGCGCCUCCACUACCUGAGCAGUGCAGAGAAAAGGUCGAAAGCCAUUUGGGAACGACAAUUAGACGUGGUUGUGGACAAGUUGAUAUACUUCUAGGUGUUGAUCAUCCUGCUAUGCAUGGCGGUAAGACAGAGAAAAUAGAUGACUAUGUCUUGAGAGAUUCUCCACUUGGCUGGGUAAUUCUCGGAUCAUCUAGUGAGGCGACAGCACGAACGUCCACUGUGCUACACAUUCAGGUCACCGACAAGACUGACCUCAGUGAGUUUUGGUUUACUGAGGCGAUGGGGGUGAGGUUCAAGAACUGUAACUGUAAGCCUUCAACUGACAAGCUGUUGACUCCAAAUGACCAACGCCAGUUUGACAAGAUUUGGGAGUCCUGUGAGAAAGUGGACAACCGAUGGCUAGUUCCCUACCAAUGGAAAAGGGAUCCAAAAGAGCUCCCCGACAACAAGAGGCAGGCAAUGGCGAAGCUAUUGUCCAUAGAGAAGAAGCUACAGAAAGAAGGGAACAACGCUCAACUGUAUGAUGAUCAGAUGAAAGAAAUGGAGAAAAAGAGAUUUUCGAGAAAGCUAACCACCGAAGAAAUGAAGAAGUAUGACGGUCUGGUCCAUUACAUCUCCCACCACCCAGUAAUUCGUCCUGAGAAAAAGAGCACACCUGUUCGCAUCGUCUUCAAUGCCUCUGCUAGCUUCAAUGGCCAUCGACUGAAUGACUACUGGGAAAAAGGACCUGAUCUCCUCAAUGAUCUCUUGGGGUCUUAUUCCGGUUCAGACAGUUUCCGAUUGCUGUGUCAGGGGACAUAG
Messenger RNA from Asterias rubens (European starfish), 1107 nucleotides. RefSeq lists its product as uncharacterized. Lineage: Eukaryota; Metazoa; Echinodermata; Asteroidea; Forcipulatida; Asteriidae. The transcript has a single exon. The coding region runs from base 1 to 1107 and encodes 368 amino acids. The record is from RefSeq and is a predicted model, not a curated record.